AUGUUGUUAUUGGUAUACUUUUUUACGUUACUUUCCACUCUGGUCAAUAAGAGUACUUCGAAUAAUUCUCUUCAAGCGAGGGCUACCUCUUACACCUCUAAAGGAACUUAUUGGGGUGGAAAUUGGGCCGGUGGAAAUUGUGGUUUCUCUACUUGGCCACAGCCAAGCAAUUAUCCUGAAAUUGCCAUCGCCGGAAACUUAUGGGAAAGUGGCGCAUACUGUGGCGCAUGUUUGGAAGUAACGGGACCAGAUGGAAAUGUCAAAGUUGGAAUUGUAGGAGAUCAGUGCCCAAGUUGUACUACCAAUGGACUUGAUAUGGAUCCGACCAUGUGGGCAGCAGUGACAGGUAAUGCUUCACCGUCGAUCAAAGAUAUAACUUGGGAGGUGGUCUCUUGCGGCUUCUCAACUCCUAUCCAGCUCAUCAAUAAAGUAGGAGUUUCCGCUUAUUGGUUCUCGAUGCAGGUAGCCGGAGCAAACAAUCCCGUGAAAUCAUUGGAAAUCUCUACUGAUAAGGGUAAAACUUGGACAACUACUACGCGCCAAUCAAGUUCAAAUUUUUUUCAACCUGAUCAAGCCAGUCAAGGAAAUUCUGGGAAUAUCCGAGUCACCUGUAAUAAUGGAAAGAAAAUUUUUACUGAGAAUGUAUCAUUCACUUCUUCCGGAAUUCAAAAUGGCUCUGGAAAUUGUUAA
Molecule: messenger RNA, 690 nt
Organism: Melampsora larici-populina 98AG31
Lineage: Eukaryota; Fungi; Basidiomycota; Pucciniomycetes; Pucciniales; Melampsoraceae
Product: Non-catalytic module family EXPN
Exons: 6
Coding region: 1-690 (229 amino acids)
Source: RefSeq, a predicted model, not a curated record